AUUGCUUUGAAUUGAAGACCAAGGAAUCCCAAAUCGACAUGACCGAUGAUGAGUGGCUUGCCAACGAGAAGAGCCUCGUGAGGAAGCUCGACUUUACCCUGUUGCCCAUGGUCUGGGUCCUCUACCUCUUCAACUACCUGGACCGGAACAACAUUGCCCAAGCUCGCCUGAGUACCUUUGAAGAGGAUCUUGGACUUGUCGGCUCGCAGUUCAAUGUUGCCGUCUCGAUUCUCAACGUGGGCUACAUGUUGAUGCAACUCCCCAGCAACAUGAUGCUUACCCGAACUCGGCCUUCUCUCUACAUUCCAGCCUGGACAGCUCUCUGGUCAUGCGCUUCCGCCGCGACCGCCGCUGCAAAAAACUACCAGCACCUCAUUGUGAUCCGCUUCUUCCUUGGCAUUGCUGAGGCUCCAUUCUUCCCUGGCGCCAUGUACCUUCUGAGCUGCUGGUACCCGCGCAAAGAGCUGGCCUUGAGAACGGCUAUUCUCUAUUCCGGUGUUCUCCUCGCGACCGCCUUCUCCGGCCUAAUUGCUGCAGGGGUCUUGUCAGGUCUUGAGGGGGCCCGGGGCAUUGCCGGCUGGCAGUGGCUCUUCAUCAUUGAAGGCGCUGGCAGCUUCGUGGCCGCAAUGGUUGCAGUCGUUUUUCUCCCCGACUUCCCAGGCAUGAAGUCGGGCGUCGCCAAGUGGCUUCUGACAGAUGCCGAACAGAAAGUUGCCGUCGAGCGCAUCGCGAGAGACCGUGUCUCACUGCCUACGGAGAAUCCAAGUGUUUGGAAUGGCCUCAAGUUGGCGGUCAAGGAUAUUCGCACCUGGGUCUUUGUGGUCAUGCUCACUGCCAACCACAGUGCCUACGGAUUCAAUAGCUUCUUUCCAACGAUUGUCAAGGGCUUCAACCUGGGCAACACUACGCUCACGCUCGUCCUCACGGCACCGCCAUACCUGAUUGCUACUGGAACGGCAUUUCUCACCGCGUGGUCUAGCGAUCGACGCCAGGACCGAGGAUACCACAUUGCGGUCCCACAAGCCAUCGCCUGCAUCGGCUUUAUCAUUUCCGUUGCCACCAUCAACAAUGCCGCCCGAUAUGCCACAGCUUUCCUGUACAUCUGCGGUUGCUUUUCGUCAAACGCUAUGGUCUUUAGUUGGGCGAGCUCGACGCUCAAUCAGACUGCAGAGAAGCGAGCGUGCGCAACAGCCAUCAUCAACCUGUUGAGUCAGCUGGGAAAUAUCUGGAGCCCGUACUUCUUCCCCUCCAGCGAUGGACCGCGGUAUAUCAAGGCCAAUCUUCUCAUGAUGGCAUUCUCAUUGCUCUCUAUCGUGACAUGCAUUGUCAUGAAGGGUAUGCUGCGCAGGGCAAAUCGCAAGCUGAGAGAUUCCGGAGAUGCCACCAACUUGUUCACGCUCUAA
This is a messenger RNA of Ilyonectria robusta, 1403 nucleotides long. RefSeq names its product major facilitator superfamily domain-containing protein. Bases 39 to 1403 code for a protein of 454 amino acids. NCBI's taxonomy places the organism in Eukaryota, Fungi, Ascomycota, Sordariomycetes, Hypocreales, Nectriaceae. Gene Ontology annotation, cellular component: membrane. Gene Ontology annotation, biological process: transmembrane transport. The record is from RefSeq and is a predicted model, not a curated record. Gene Ontology annotation, molecular function: transmembrane transporter activity. The transcript has 4 exons.